GUGUACUCUGCCCUCCCCCCUGGCCUCCAACAGCGAGUCUUCCAACCCGCACAUGAAAAGAACACCCGAAAAGUCAUCCUCUCAACCAACAUUGCGGAAACCUCCGUUACAGUCCCGGGCGUCCGUCACGUGGUCGACUGUGGCAAAGUCAAGACGAAGCAGUACCGGCCAAGAAUCGGUCUCGAGUCAUUGCUUGUAACUCCCAUAUCCAAGUCCUCUGCCCUCCAACGAGCCGGUCGUGCUGGCCGUGAGGCUCCGGGAAAGUGCUAUAGGCUGUAUACCGAACGGGACUUUAUACCGUUAGCAGAUACCACGGUACCGGAGAUUUUGAGGUGCGAUGUUGCGUCUUCGAUACUUGUACUCAAGGCGCGGGGGCAAGAUAAUGUGCUUGCGUUUGAUUACUUGGAUUCGCCGGGGAGGGAGGCGCUGGAGAGGGGUCUUGGGCACCUUUGUAUUCUGGGCGCACUUGAUAAUUCGGGGGGGGUUAACGAUUGGGGCGUAAAAUGGCCAAAUUGCCAUUAGUACCCGCUCUGGCAAGAGUCCUUAUAGCGGCGGCGGAGCCUGAGCUGGAUUGUCUACAUGAAGCUAUUGACAUUAUCGCUGCGCUGUCGGUAGAGAAUAUCUUGCUAACCCCAACCGGCGAUGAGAAGCGUGAGCAAAUGGAAGAAGCACGGAAGGAAUUCGACAGACGGGAGGGAGACCACAUUAUGCUCUUAACACUAGUCCGUGAAUACGAAUCCCAACCGCAGAAAAAGGCCUGGGCGGAGAAACAUUUUGUUUCCCACCGCGCAAUGCAGAACCUCCUUGUACGCCCCCACACCCCCUCCUCUAGAUCCCAGCUAACUGGGAAACAACGCUAGGACGUCCGCAAACAACUAAAGCAAUAUACCAUCCACUUCACACCUUCCUCCCCCUCGCUCACCCCAGCAGCGACGGUGACUCCAGACCUAGCAAGUCGAAUCCUGAAAUGCUUCUUAAAGGGCUUCCUUCACAACACCGCGAGGUGAGUCCAGGACGGGAGUUAUAGGACUGUCGUCGGGAAUCAGGCCGUUGCGAUUCAUCCCUCUAGCGUGCUGUUUGGGAAGAGAGUGGAGGCUAUUGUUUACCAUGAGUUUGUGUAUACCACUAGAGCAUUCGCGCGCGGGGUUUCGGCUGUAGAGAUGGGGUGGAUUGGGGAAGGGUCAGUGUGGGGUGGUUGA
Tuber aestivum (summer truffle) is the source of this 1199-nucleotide messenger RNA. Lineage: Eukaryota; Fungi; Ascomycota; Pezizomycetes; Pezizales; Tuberaceae. The record is from the annotation of a GenBank genome assembly.